Neoarius graeffei (lesser salmon catfish) is the source of this 2277-nucleotide messenger RNA. Its product is annotated as GTPase IMAP family member 8-like. Gene Ontology annotation, molecular function: GTP binding. Lineage: Eukaryota; Metazoa; Chordata; Actinopteri; Siluriformes; Ariidae. Bases 132 to 1502 code for a protein of 456 amino acids. The record is from RefSeq and is a predicted model, not a curated record. The transcript has 4 exons.
UGGUUCAUGAGGCUGGACUCUUUACAGCCUUAAAUAGUUUCAGCCUCAGUCUACCACAACUCUUUUGUCUGCUUCUCUGUCGACUUCACAAAGGGACUUUUUCUUUCAAACUGUUGUGAUUUCAGAUCACAAUGUCUGCAAAGGCAAAGAAGACUUUGACUGAUAAUUCAGUCCAGAUCGUUUUAAUUGGUGCUACUGGCUCUGGUAAGAGCUCUUCUGGAAACACAAUAUUGGGCAAAAAACUGUUCAAAUCAGAAGCAUCUGCAAAGUCUGUGACACAGGAAUGUGAAAUUGCUACAGAGAUAAUCAAUAACUGGAAGGUUACAGUAGUAGAUACUCCAGGCUGGGACUGCACUGCACUCACUGAAUGUGAGGUCAUGUCCCAAAUAAAACAGGCUCUACAACGUCUUGAUGGACCUUUCUCCUUUCUCCUGGUCAUACGUGUUGGCUCAAUGGAAUCUGAAGAAGAAAUUAGCAAAAUCUCUGAACUUCAAAAGGUGCUUGGCUGCACCUUUCUGGAUCACACCACAAUCCUGUUUUCACGCAAUGAUGACCUUGAGGGGAAAGAUUUUAAGGAGUUUAUUAAGGAAGGAGGUAAAGUGUUUCGUAAUCUGUUAAAGCAAUGUGGUAACAGAUACCACUGCUGGAACAAUCGAGAUAACAGGUCUGAUGAGGCAGUGGAAGAACUGCUAAAGAAUUUAAAAAAGACAGAAAUGAUAAAUCCAAGUUCCCAAGCAGAAAACCCUUCUGCUUUCUCCUCUUCUGGUGACCAGCAAGAAAAUGCAGUGACUAAUAGAAAGAGAUCUGGAGACGCAAUCGGCUCAGAAAUGGGUAUGUCUGAAAAUCAAAUCAGAGUUUUAUUCCUUGGAAGGAACAGAGUGGGAAAGACUUCAAGCAUCAAAACCCUUCAUGAAAAAUGCGUACGACAUGAAAUCGUCGGAGGUUCAAUUUAUACAUGCUCAAUCUCUGGACUGAGUCUGAAGCUGAUAGAAUCUCCUGGCUUUGAUGAUAAUCUGAAACAAAUUCAGGAGGCCAUCUUCAAAUCUGUGUCCGAUUGCUCUCCUGGACCUCAUGUCAUUAUUAUAGUGCUCAGCGUGGAGCGCUUCACUCCAGCAAUAAAGACAGCCAUGAAACAUGUACAAGAUUGUCUUGGACGAAAUGCCAGAAAAUACACAAUGAUUCUCUUCACUGGAGUGGAUAAUUUGGAAGGAAAACCCAUUGAAACCUUCAUUCAAGAGAAUCAACAUCUCAAUGAAUUAGUGAAAAUACAUGAGAACAGAUUUCAUGCACUCAAUAACCGAGACACCACCAAUAAGCCCCAAGUGGAUGAACUGCUGAAGAAGAUCAAUUUAAUGUAUGAACAAAAUCAUAAAGAAUAUUACACAGAUUCUGAUCACAAAAAAGGAACGCCAUCUUCAAGCAGUGGUUGGUUUAGUCAUGCAAAAACAACGGUCACAACUCAUUUAACAGGAAUCAGGACUCAUCUGGGAUGGUCUGAUUAGCCUAACAAGGAGGUUCGGGGUUCAACUCUGUGGACUGACUAGAGGACUUUCUGUGAGAGGAUUGCAUGUUCUCCUCGUGCCUGCAUACCUCGUCCUUGGAGUGCUCUGGUUUCCUCCCACACUCCAAAGACAUUAGACCUAAUGACUAAACUCACCAUAGGUGUGAGUAUGAGUGUGAAUGGCUGUCUGUCUCUCUGCAUUAGGCCCGUGAUAGAGUUAGGGCGAUCUGUCCAGGUGUACCCCACCUCCUGUCCAGUGUCAGAUGGGAUUGGCUUCACCUCAUCCAUGACCUGUUAUGGAUAAGCAGUAUAGAAAAUAGCUGGAUGAUGUAAAACCACUAUCAGCUCACUCUCUCUUGGUGUGGUUAUGUGAAAUGUACUAUACAUUGCAAUUCAUGCUUGUUAUUUUUCCUUUUUGAUUGUAAACCAAUGUAUAUUGCACUUUCUUGUAAUACUAUCCAUUGUAUCAUGAAAUUUUACAGAUAUCAUAACAUUAUCAUUUGUAUUUACUGGCUUGUUUUGUGAUUCGUGUUUGUAGCUCCUCAACAAUAAACAAGAAUAAAAUACAGAUAAACUGCAACUGUUCAACUGCUGAUUUUCCCCCCACAAUUUUUUAAAUAAUGUCUACAGCAUAUAAUUUGUACAUUUUAUUGGCAUUAUGUUUUAAAAUGGGGCAGGGAUAUAUGAUUCAGUGAUUCGUCUGAGUAUUUGUUUUAUUUUUGAUGCUAGGGUUUUUGUCAUUAAUCAGCCAUAAUAAAAACACUUGGAAAAAUAAA